Molecule: messenger RNA, 1498 nt
Organism: Pogonomyrmex barbatus (red harvester ant)
Lineage: Eukaryota; Metazoa; Arthropoda; Insecta; Hymenoptera; Formicidae
Product: allatotropin
Source: RefSeq, a predicted model, not a curated record
GAAACUUAAAAAUUUUUUUAUCUGAAAUUAUUAGAAAAGAUAUUACUCUUACAUUUGUUUCCACUUGACUGAUACAAUAACUUAUUUUUAUUAUUAAUAAUCUAACUCUUAGUACUUCUAUUUCUACGUAAUAUGGAACAUUCCAAGCGAAGACAGAAAUUACUGUUUUACCGCUAUUAGUACAUAUUAUGAUAUAAAUGCUUUACUAAUUGAAAAUGUCUGUAUCUAAUAUAGUGCGCUAAUACUCAAUCUCAGUGCAUAUCGCAGUAAGUAUAAUUUAUUAUUGAGAAAUGAUCCCCUGCGCACAAUAUAUUUGUGCCGAUCAAUACACGAUAUUCCGACAUUCUCCAGCGAGAUCUCGUAAGAUGUUCAUACUUUGAAAAUUAAGAUGCAAGCGCGAUGCAUCGCUUGAUCGAUCAUAAACAUAUUAACGACGACGAAUAUGAUCUUUCGCGAAGGAGGCUUGUAUCUUGUGUAUCAUUCUAACGCACGUAUAAUUAUAUAUUGUCUGAACGUUCAUUACCGAUAUGUUCGACGUGCCUAUCUUUUUUUAUGUCAAGGAAUCAUGCGAGCGAUAUUAGCAAUUGCAUUGGUUUUCGUCGUGGGGUUCUUCAUCGCAACGACCGCUGCAUCCAAGGGUCGAAAUUAUCCUCAUUUCUUUAAACACCGAACGAAGCUGAGGGAGAUCCGCGGCUUCAAACCGGAGUACAUUUCCACGGCGAUCGGAUUUGGGAAGAGGGAUAGUCCUGCGGAUGUCCCGGAUCUGAACGAGCGAGAAAGAGUCCUCUUGUCGAUUUUGCAAAAUUUUCCGCAUGCCAUUCCCGCGGAUGCGCUACUCCGAAUGAUGCAGACGAAUCCCGCGCUGGCUAGCAAAUUGACACAGCUGUCGAUGCAAAGCGACCAAGGCAAUCAAGGAGAACCGAUGAUGGAACAUUCAAGAUCCGAGAGAACGUUCGCGCUAUUUUAAGUCUUGCGUCAAAAUGCACAGCGACAGAACGCGAGUUCUAGAAGAAUCCCCAUUUUAGACGAAACAUUCAGUAUAUCUUCCUUAGAAGAUACAUUUUUAUUUCUCGAUUCUUCUCGCAUAUGUGCGAAGUAUCGUGUAGAUGCUAAUCUUUUCCUUCUUCAUUAUCUUUUUGCGACAAAAUAUAAGACACACUCCUAAAAAAAAGUGGGCAAGAAAAACGCAUCUUUUUCUUCAUCUAAGAGCAUGUAGUCACGAAAUACAACUUCGUAGAAUGUCCAAUAUGUGUAUAUAUCGAUAAAUGUAUUGUAUAACUGUGAUUAUUUCUCCUUUUCUUAUCAUCAAAGAUGUGUAUGUGUGUAAAAUUAAAAAAUAUAUGGAAAUAAAAAUAGAUGGGGAAAAAUAAAUUGCGCAUUUCCUCUUUAGAAUUGUUCUUAAUGGUGUUCUUCUCUCUGAGUUUUUAAAUAGAAUAUGAUCUGGGAAAUGCAGUGAGAUCUUUUACAUUUAGUACAUCAAUCUUGAAUAUAUUUUAGC